Messenger RNA from Heterobasidion irregulare TC 32-1, 1584 nucleotides. RefSeq lists its product as uncharacterized. The transcript has 5 exons. Gene Ontology annotation, molecular function: 3-beta-hydroxy-Delta5-steroid dehydrogenase (NAD+) activity. Bases 1 to 1434 code for a protein of 477 amino acids. Gene Ontology annotation, biological process: steroid biosynthetic process. The record is from RefSeq and is a predicted model, not a curated record. Lineage: Eukaryota; Fungi; Basidiomycota; Agaricomycetes; Russulales; Bondarzewiaceae.
AUGGAUGUCUCUAUUCUUCAGCGACAUCUUGCGCGUACCCCUCCUUUUGUUCAGCAACUUGUCUUGAAUGGGAUCGUCGCAUUUGCUGCCUCUCCUGCUGGUCAGAUCAUCGGUCUCCUAUUACAAUUAUCAAAUCGUUUGCAAGGCCCUCAUCCUCUGGCGUCUCCAGAGUCAUUGACUAAUGAUGAGCUGGACAAAGUGUCGUACGAAGACAUAAACAUGUUAAAAGCCAUUCCACGAGAGCCAACACAUAUUGGAUACGCGGUCAUAGGAGGGUCAGGAUUUGUCGGAACGUAUAUCAUACGGCUCCUCAUCAUGAGAGGCGAAACAAAUAUCCGUAUUUUGGAUCUUGAUCCUCCUCCCCCCGACAUUGCGAAACAUCCGUCUGUUUCGUUCGUGAGAACAGACAUCACUUCUCUCGCUUCCGUUCGUACCGGCCUCAUGUCACAGUUCUCAUCCACGAAUGCCCCACCCACAGUUAUCUUUCAUACAGCAGCAAUCAUUCGCUUCUGGGAACGCGUUGCUUAUUCUUGGAUGCCAUCAUACAACGUGAAUGUCUGCGGGACGGACAACGUGGUAGCGGUGGCCAAGGACAUGCCUGGUGGAACUAUAUUGAUAUACACAUCAACCUCGGACGUCGUGCUUCCUUGUCCCAAAUUCUUACAGAUGGGAAAGGACUAUGACACCCCACCAUGGAACAGGGUUAUCGUCAGUGACCAAGACCCGCCCUUGGCCAACGCACAAUUUUCGCAGAGUUGCUACACAAAGUCUAAGAAAUUGGCCGAGCAGAUUAUAUACGAGGCCAACGAAUGUGAAGGCCUUGCUACUGGGAUACUUCGCCCUGGACAGACUAUCAUAGGUCCCAAUGAUCGAAUGUUAACUAGCACUCUCACGUUGCCUCGCGUCCCUAUCUUCGAUAAAAAUUGGAGUCACACAGACGUAUGUGUCUGGGAUGUUGCGGCUGCACACUUGGCACUCGAAGAUGCGCUGCGGCGCAGACCUGAAGAAGUCAGUGGUGAGGCAUUUUUGAUCACUGGAAAUGGUCCGGCUUGGAAGAUGCAAGAUAUUCGACACGCUGUGCAACACUACUCUUCCAAGCCGCUGGUCUUUGAUGAUGUUAAUCCCUUAGUCAUUUUUAUUCUGGCACACCUCGUGGAAGGAUUCCUCUUUUUCCGAUAUUAUUUUCUGCUUCCUUUUUUUGCAGUUUUUGGUUUGCGUCCGGCCCUCACACCCUCAUGGAUGGGCCAUCUCAUAUAUCUUCAGCCCACCACCCUUGAGUAUAUGCGUGAUGUUGUUAUCGACGAUUCCAGAGCGCGGAACCUGAUUGGCUAUCGGCCGCAGUGGCAGACUGCCCAGAUUAUAAAAUACGCCGUAGACGAAGUUGAGGCUGGCAAGACAACUGGGCAGCAUGGAUUGCAGCUAAAGCAUGCGUGAUCAAGUUAGAUGGCUUUCCAUAUAUCCGGACCCUUUCUUGCAUGCCAGCUUUUCGAAUAGAUUGUACUUAUACUGAUGUUAUCUUGGACGAACUGUUCUGAUGAUUCUCUUACAGUUUGCCUGUUCGCCAUUUAAUUCAUAUCUAUGUAC